This is a messenger RNA of Trifolium pratense (red clover), 1027 nucleotides long. Its product is annotated as exosome complex component RRP41-like. Lineage: Eukaryota; Viridiplantae; Streptophyta; Magnoliopsida; Fabales; Fabaceae. The record is from RefSeq and is a predicted model, not a curated record. The coding region runs from base 65 to 847 and encodes 260 amino acids. Gene Ontology annotation, cellular component: nucleolus; nuclear exosome (RNase complex); cytoplasmic exosome (RNase complex). Gene Ontology annotation, biological process: U4 snRNA 3'-end processing; poly(A)-dependent snoRNA 3'-end processing; nuclear mRNA surveillance. The transcript has 7 exons.
UAAAAGUUUAAAACUCUCUCUCUCUCUAUUCUCUGAACUGAACAAGUGAAGAACGCCGUUGGGAAUGGCAAGCAAAGCUGGAAUGACUCCGGCGACAUACUCUCCUUCUCCGACUACUGGUAAAAACAAACCACCACUAUUCAAGGAAGAUUCGACCCGACCCGAUGGUCGUGACUUCCACCAGUGUAGACCCGCCUUUUUGAGGACUGGUGCUGUGAAUGCUGCAUCAGGAUCUGCAUAUGCUGAGUUUGGAAAUACCAAGGUCAUUGUAUCUGUGUUUGGGCCAAGAGAGAGCAAGAAAGCAAUGAUGUACAGUGAUACGGGGCGUUUGAAUUGCAAUGUCAGCUAUACAACAUUUGCAACCCCGGUUCGUGGAGAGGGUUCAGACCACAAAGAGUACAGUUCGAUGCUUCAUAAAGCUUUGGAGGGUGCAAUAAUAUUGGAAAGUUUCCCCAAGACCACUGUGGAUGUUUUUGCAUUGGUGCUGCAAUCUAGUGGCAGUGAUCUUCCAGUUGUCAUAUCAUGUGCUAGUCUUGCAUUGGCAGAUGCUGGGAUACUGAUGUAUGACCUUGUUGCCUCAGUCUCCGUGUCAUGUCUCGGUAAAAACCUCGUCAUUGAUCCUAUUUCGGAGGAGGAAAACAGCCAAGAUGGGAGCCUAAUGAUUACAUGCAUGCCUUCUCGCCAUGAAAUCACCCAACUCACAGUUACUGGGGAAUGCUCCACCUCAAAGAUUAAGGAGGGGAUGCAGUUAUGCUUGGAUGCUUGUGCAAAGCUUGCAAAUGUUAUGAGGUCAUGUUUGAAAGAAUCUUCUUCUGAUGCACAUGGAUUGGAUAAUGAGAGCUCUUAGCAGCACAUAGAUCACAAGAUGUACUUUUAAAUUUCAUCACUUUUUUUUUUCUCUUCUAUCUUAACAUUGUGAGAUAAUUUUAUGUUGGGGGAGAGGUAGGGAAAGAUGCCUUUUAUGUCCUGCAAAUUUUGCGCUUAUGAGCUAGUUAAAGAUGAUGUGAGAAUUUAGGUUUCUCUAAAA